AUGACUUUAUCGUGUCAGGACAAGGCAGCCCUCGACAAUGUGAACGUGGCAACUUCCUGGCGCUAUUUCCACGAUUACGGGUUUGACGACCUCCAUAGUGGCUUGCGAGGCUUCCUAUUCGUUUUGAUGGAUGAGGAAUCCAUCGAUCACCUAUCUCAAGCUCCGAGUCGGGAUGAUAUGGCACGCAUGCCGGGCAUCGAACGCGCCAGGGUCUCAUGGGAAUAUUUUAUCAAAGUGGUUGAUACAGAGCCAGGUUGCGACGGAGAUGGAGAGUACGUUGAUGGGGUCUCGGAAGACCCAUAA
Molecule: messenger RNA, 303 nt
Organism: Pyricularia grisea
Lineage: Eukaryota; Fungi; Ascomycota; Sordariomycetes; Magnaporthales; Pyriculariaceae
Exons: 1
Coding region: 1-303 (100 amino acids)
Source: RefSeq, a predicted model, not a curated record